AUGGUUAAUUCAUCUGAUGUUCCUCCACCUCUACCUCUAGACUGGACGGAACAUACAUCGCCAGCAGGUGAUAAAUAUUAUUACAAUUCGGUUACAAAGAAUUCGACAUACACAAGGCCUCGAAUACAAGAAAUUCAUCCCAUCCUACCUGUAAAUGCCGCUGGUCCUGCCGAUUAUUAUCAAGCAGGUUACUUUCCUGGCACACAUCAGUAUGACCAGUCUCAAGGACAAUAUUAUCAGACACAGGGACCGCAUCACCCAUUUCAGUCACACCACCAGUCUCAAGGAUAUAACUCGCCUCAGGUAGCGCAUAGCCAAUUUCAACACAAACUUGGCGAGUCUCAGGGAGGCCCAGCAUGGAAAAUAUUUCGAGGUGGACAAGGUGGACCAACUCACAGAAGGCCCAAUAUCCGCUACGAUCGAAGACGGCGCCGUGGCCCAGACAGACCGGUUUCUGUCCGCAAUAUUGACUGUGAACCAUGGAUUCUCGUGAAAACUACACUUGGAAGACGGUUUGUUCACAACACCGAGACCAAGGAAAGUUAUUGGAAGAUUCCAGAAGAGAUAUUAGAAACCGUCAUCAAGCAUGACCGCUUGCGUCCUGGAGAUCCCACACCAGGUUCGAAGGAAUUGACCAAAUCUCUCGAAGAACACGAAGGUGGGGAGGCCACCGAAGAUAGCGACGAGUAUGAAGAGGUCGAAGCCGACGACGAUGAGGGCGAAGUUCAGCCGUCAAAGCGUGCACGGGCUGAGAGUGAGGCUCCUGAGUUCGAGUUCACAGAGGAAGAUAUGGCAUGGCAACUUGCAGAGAUGGAAGAAGAAGGCGGUCUAGAUGAAGAGUAUCAGACGAUUGAAGAUGAGACGUUGUCAAUCUCCAAAGCCGAGAAUGAAGAGGCUCAGCGGUUGGAGAAUGAGAGGCUGGCUUCGAUCAAAGCUGAGACUGACAAAGCGGCUGAAAACGACUUCCGUCACCUACUCGAAGAAGCCCAAAUUGACCAUUUUUCGCCGUGGCGCGAGGUCUCUUAUGACAAAAAGCUCAUUAACGAUCCCAGAUAUGCCGCAGUGGAGCCGAAAACCCGCAAAGUUUUCUUCGAGCAGUGGCACAGAGAUCGCAUGACGCAAAUCCGCAAGCUCAAAGAAGCUCAAAUCCAGGCCCAAGAAAAGAAGGACCCCAAGUUGCAGUACUUAGAGUUUCUCCAGCAAUAUGCGACACCCAAGCUGUACUGGCCGGAGUUCAAACGCAAGUAUCGAAGACAACCAGCAAUGAAGGAGUACGAGUUCGACGACAAAAAUCGCCAAAAGCUCUUUCACGAAUAUAUCUCUCGAUCCAAGCUUCCAGAAAGUACACGCAAGUCAGAUCUUUCAGCCUUGUUGAAGUCCGCCCCGCUGCAUGCUCUUAACCGUUCCUCCAAUCUCGACAGCCUUCCAACAAUGAUCAUCUCAGAUAUUCGGUACGUUGUGCUUCCUGAAAAAGUGCGAAACCCCUUGAUCGAAACCUACAUUUCAACACUUCGACCGCCUCCGGAACAGAUGCAGACUGCCGAGUAUUACGAAGAACAAGAUCGGAACCGGAUUCAGAGCGAGAAACGUGCAAAGGCUCUUGCAGAGCGAGAGAGAAUUGUUUCAGAAGAUAAACGCCGACACCAGGGAGAUCUUUCCCGAAGCAAACAGCUUCUCAGAGAAAGUGAAGCUGUCGUUGCCGAGGCCAUGAUCGUCCGAAAGAAUAGCUUAUCGAGUUACAUGGAUGUCGACACAAAAUCGACUGCAGCGGAAGAAAAGCGAGACACCGAAUAA
This is a messenger RNA of Penicillium taxi, 1794 nucleotides long. RefSeq lists its product as uncharacterized. Gene Ontology annotation, cellular component: nucleus. Gene Ontology annotation, molecular function: transcription coregulator activity; RNA polymerase binding. The record is from RefSeq and is a predicted model, not a curated record. Bases 1 to 1794 code for a protein of 597 amino acids. The transcript is spliced from 2 exons. NCBI's taxonomy places the organism in Eukaryota, Fungi, Ascomycota, Eurotiomycetes, Eurotiales, Aspergillaceae.